This is a messenger RNA of Botrytis fragariae, 2784 nucleotides long. Its product is annotated as putative nrps-like enzyme protein. The transcript has 4 exons. Bases 1 to 2784 code for a protein of 927 amino acids. The record is from RefSeq and is a predicted model, not a curated record. Lineage: Eukaryota; Fungi; Ascomycota; Leotiomycetes; Helotiales; Sclerotiniaceae.
AUGGCUAAGCACCGCCCAAAUUCGUUGUAUGCUGAGAUUCCCAAAUCUCUAAGUAGCUACAAAGAUGGCUUUCAAAAAGUCACAUAUGCCAAUCUCGCCAAUGUCAUCAACGAAUUAGCACAUUGGAUGUACCAGACACUAGGUCCGGGGGAGAACUUACCCACACUGGCAUACAUCGGUAUAAAUGAUAUACGUUAUAAGGUCUUGAUUUUAGCUGCCGCGAAAACUGGCUACAAAAUAUUGCUGAGCUCUCCACGAAACAGUCUUGCUGCACACUCAAAUUUGUUCAAGAUUCUUGAUUGUAAGAUCAUGAUAACAACCAACCCAGCACUUCCUAUGGUUCCUGGUAUUUUUGAUGCCUGUGGUCUUUGUAUGAUUCACAUUCCAAGUCUAGAAGACUUGCUUGAGAAGACAUAUGGCCACUUUCCUUAUCACAAAACGUUUGCUCAGGCAAGGGCAGAACCAUUGGCUGUCUACGAUGGUGGUCUUUUCGCCUCAUUUUUAGGUGCACUUCACAACCAGAGAUUAGUAUUACACCCUCUAGCUGGUGUUCCUCCAUCCGCACAGCUUGUGGUGGAUGGAUUGCGGUAUACCAAAGCCAACUGUAUCCUCUUGCACCGCCGUUCGUCGAAGAAGUCGGAAAGAAUCCCGAGCUACCUACUCAAUUUCCUUGCAAAAAGCGUGGAUUGUUUGAUGUACGCAGGCGAUGAUGUGUCGCAAGUGGCUGGAGAUAAAAUCUCAGAGCGCGUAAAAUUCUUCAUGGUUAUAGGCUCUACUGAGAGUGGAGUAAUUCCUAAUAUACGACCUGCAAGGCAAUGGCCAACGAAAGACUGGAAAUACUCUCAUUUCAACCCUCAUGCAGGCAUUGAUUUUAGACACCAAUCCGACAACCAAUACGAAGCUGUGAUUAUUCGGGAUCCAGUACCCGAGAAGAGACAGCCAGUAUUUUCUGUGUUUCCUGAAUUAGAUGAAUGGGUGCCUUCGCAAAAUUCCGAAAAACAUUCCACGGUGGAAAGAGCCCAUGCUAUUGAGAGGUUCUGGCCCAAAAUUGAAGAGGCCAAUCAAGAAUGCCCGCAGCACGCCAAAGUUGCGAAAACUCAUAUAUUGUUUACAGCCCCAGAAAAGCCAAUGGAAAGAGCUGGCAAGGGGACCAUCCAAAGAAAGCCAACUUUAGAUCUUUAUUCUGAGGAACUAGAUAAAUUGUAUGCAGAUGCCGAAAAAAUGUCGACUUCGGCACCAGACGAGGUCGACCUGACCGAUAGCAACUCUAUUGCUCUGUUCAUUCACAAUAUUAUUGCACGGCUCACAGGCACCAACAAUUUCCAAGACGGUGAUGAUCUUUUUGCCCAUGGUAUGAUGGAGUCUUUGCAAGCACUCCGUUUGACGCGAGUAUUGAAACAGACUUUUGCAAUUCCGGAUUUCGAUAUCAGUACUGUGUACUCCAACCCAUCAGUCAAUUUGCUCACAGAUGCAACCGUCCAUCUAUUCUCAUCGCAUAAAAUAAACAAAUCGUCUAGCGAAGAAUCGAGACAACAUACAAUAAGCCAGGUUCUCGAUGAAUACAAAUUGCGUAUUGAUGAAUUCAAAAACCUUACGUGUUCCACUACUCGAAAGGUUCAACGCUCUGAACAGCGGGUUGUUGCCCUUACCGGUUCUAUCGGUUCGAUUGGGUGUUAUAUUCUGCAAACGCUUCUGCAUUCAGAGUCUGUUUCGCACGUAUUCUGUUUGAAUAGAACUAAUUUGCAGUUCCUUCAAGUUGGAAGGAGCAAGGGGCAUAGUCUUGAAACAGAAUUCCCCACAGAUCGUGUUACAUUCCUAGCAGCUGAUUUCUCGAAGAAGAACUUGGGUCUUCACCUCAAGAUCUACAACAAAUUGCAAGAAUCAGCGACUGACAUAAUUCAUAACGCUUGGACUAUCAAUUUCAAUCUACCACUUUCAGCCUUUCGGUCCAAUAUUGAAGGCGUCAUUAACCUUGCAUCCUUCGCUGUUUCUGCAGCUCAAAUACCAUCUUUAAUGUUUGUUUCAUCUGCGAGCUCUAUUGCGCAUUUUCAAAGACUACCGACCACUCCCGAAUCUAUCAUUGACGAUGUUUCGGCGUCGCUUGCCAUGGGUUACGCUGAGAGUAAAUAUAUCACAAAGCAUUUGCUUGACUACACGGCAAAAGAAUAUCCAGCACUGUUGCUACAGAUAGCAAGGAUCGGGCAAGUGGCGGGGCCCGUCAGUACAUGUGGUUCAUGGAACAGGCAAGAGUGGCUCCCUCGCCUGGUUCUGACUUCAGUGCAAUUGGACAUCAUGCCUGAAUCUCUUGAUGCAACGAAAGAAACUGAAGUCGAUUGGAUACCACUUGAUAUACUUGCUAGAGUGCUUGUAGAAUUUUGUCUGGGUGACUCUGACUCUAGCUCUACCUCUGGCUCUGAUUCUGGCUCUGGCUCUGUUGAAGAUGCUGGUGCAAAAGUCUUUAAUCCUACAAAUCCAGUGCUCGCAUCUUGGAAAUCAUUGCUCUCUGCAAUUAACAGAAGCCAGGACAAAGCUCUCGAGCCGGUCCCAUUCAAUUUAUGGAUUGAGGAAGUAAAAAGAGAAGCGGAAAAACUGGACGAUGCAACUAAGCUUGAAGACCAAUUGGCUGAUAUUCCAGCUGUGAAAGUGAUGCCAUUCUAUGAAGGUUUAGCCAAAGGAAAGGGAGCACCGCGUCUAGGCAAUGAUAGAGCAAUGAAAAUGAGCAAACAGCUGAGGGAAUUGGCAGGAAUUAAGCCGGAAUGGAUGGAAGAAUGGGUCAAAAGUUAG